UAAACUCACUAAUCCACCGACUUAGCGAGCAAUCGGCGACCCCUCCGCCACGAACAAGGCGCCCUAAACCUUUAUAGCUUCUACUAUACUCGGAUUAGGAGGAGGACGAAGAAGGAAGAGAUGCUUAACCUACACCUCUGCGCACCCCCUCAUCAACCCCUGACCAUUACGCACCCCAUAUCUUCUUUCCGUAGCAGCUUUGUGCCAUUUUGGUCCGUUACAUUUCCCUUGCACAACCAUGCAUCGGCAGAGACUACUUUUGGCUCCGUUUCUCAAGGGAAGAUGGGCCCGAAAAUGAGCGCAAAAGGCUCUGAGAGAGACUUUGAAGAAGAGGAUUACGGAGCAGAUGGAGAGGAAGAGGAAUAUUCAUCGCCAAAAGGAAGAGAAGACGAGAAGGAUUAUGAUAGAGACCCAGAAUUCGCCGAAAUUUUGGGAAGUUCUCUUGAUGACCCGCAGAAGGCCCGAUCCAAAAUGAUUGAAUUUUCCAGAUGGAGAAAAGAUUGAAGAAGAAGAGGAACAAAAUUUUGCAUACAAAGACCGGCUCAGGGACUCCAAUGAAAGUGAUAUUCGACAAAUUUGGUUUCUCCAAUUCAUACAUAUGGUUUGAAUUCUACAAUGCUCCACUGGAGAAAGAUGUCUCCUUAAUUUGCGAUACAAUUCGGUCGUGGCACAUCAUUGGACGUCUUGGUGGAUGCAAUUCCAUGAAUAUGCAAUUAUCUCAGGCUCCUUUGGAUAAAAGACCGAGUUAUGAUGCUAUCCAGGGAGCAAAUGUUAACCCAACAACAUUUUACAAUCUUGGGGAUCUUGAGAUUCAAGACAACCUGGCGCGUGUGUGGGUUGACAUUGGGACCUCUGAACCAUUGCUUCUUGACAUUCUUAUAAAUGCAUUGACACAGAUAAGUUCCGACUUUAUUGGGAUUAAGCAAUUGACCUUUGGUGGAUCCAAAUACGAGAACUGGAAGGAGAACAUGACAUUAGAGGAUGCAGGUUGCAGCAUACACAAGAUUUGAUCCUCCCAGUCAGUGCAGUUGAUAGGAAGUCAAUUCUAUAUUCAUUGCAAGAGAAGAAAA
Molecule: messenger RNA, 1070 nt
Organism: Carica papaya (papaya)
Lineage: Eukaryota; Viridiplantae; Streptophyta; Magnoliopsida; Brassicales; Caricaceae
Source: RefSeq, a predicted model, not a curated record